AUGGCUACCGAAGGUGCGAGGGAGAAAGACAGAGUCAAACUCGUCUCUGUUGGUGACAUGCCAGAAGAAGGCGCCCCACUGAACGCUGUCCCUGAUCCAAACGUGGAACUGAGGGAGAUUUCGGGUGAGCACCGAGACCACCAGCAUGUGAGCCAGGACCCUGGCUUCCCAGACAACGCGGGGCCGUCCUCCCAAGACGCCCGAGUAGAAGAAAGCUUCCUUGUCAGGUUCCCCUUCCCCAGCAAGCUGUGGAUGCUGGUGGAGAGCAGCGAGAUCAAGUCUGUGUACUGGAACGAAUGCGGGGACUUGGUGAUCAUAGAGGAAGACCUCUUCCAGCAGGAAGUCCUUCUCCGCAGAGGCGCUGAGAGAAUUUUUGAGAUCGACAGCUUGAAGAGUAUCAUUCGGCAGUUCAAAGUCCACGGCUUCGUCAAAAUCCGCUGCAGUAACACUCAGAAGAAGCUGAUGGUCUACCGCAACCCCAACUUCAAGAGGGGCCACCCGUGGCUGCUGCAAAACAUCCGGAGAAGAGGAACUGCCAAGAAAAGCGCUCAUGCUGCCUUCGCGACCAGGCUCGAGCCGGACACCAUGGCCCCGUCUCCGAAGAGGAAAAAGCAGACCUCUGGGUUCCAGCAGAAGAGCGUCACGAAGGACCCCAAUAAGCCUGCGGCUCUCGGGAAGCCCCCCAACCUCCCGGGGCCCAGUAACACCCAGUGCUUUAUGCCCUCUAGCUUCGGCUCAGUGACCAAUAUGACCGGUGCUCCCUUGCCGAGGCCUGCCCCCGUCCAGCCCACCAUGGACCCUGGGGAGGGCACUUCUCAAAACACCAUGCCCAUGUCACUUCCAGCAGGCACCUGGCCUGCAGUGACGGACCCACUGGUCACCAGGCCCAGGGUGUAUGCCGAUUAUACCACUGUCCUGUCCAUGUACAACACCUGCUACUCCAUCCUGAUGAUGGCCCUGUCGGUGAUGGCCCCCGAUGAGGCCCCCAGGGCCCCGCAGUGCUCCGCGGGUCACGACUGUGCCCUCUGCGAGCAAUACAAGAGUGACCAGGAGGACUAG
Messenger RNA from Chrysochloris asiatica (Cape golden mole), 1059 nucleotides. RefSeq names its product heat shock transcription factor, X-linked-like. NCBI's taxonomy places the organism in Eukaryota, Metazoa, Chordata, Mammalia, Afrosoricida, Chrysochloridae. The transcript has 2 exons. The record is from RefSeq and is a predicted model, not a curated record. Gene Ontology annotation, biological process: regulation of DNA-templated transcription. The coding region runs from base 1 to 1059 and encodes 352 amino acids. Gene Ontology annotation, molecular function: sequence-specific DNA binding; DNA-binding transcription factor activity.